This is a messenger RNA of Trichogramma pretiosum, 478 nucleotides long. It is a transcript of the gene SNRPG, whose product is annotated as small nuclear ribonucleoprotein G. Gene Ontology annotation, molecular function: RNA binding. Gene Ontology annotation, cellular component: U2-type prespliceosome; spliceosomal tri-snRNP complex; U2 snRNP. The transcript has 4 exons. NCBI's taxonomy places the organism in Eukaryota, Metazoa, Arthropoda, Insecta, Hymenoptera, Trichogrammatidae. Gene Ontology annotation, biological process: spliceosomal snRNP assembly; mRNA splicing, via spliceosome. The record is from RefSeq and is a predicted model, not a curated record. Bases 135 to 365 code for a protein of 76 amino acids.
ACAACACGGUUGUCGUCAGUUCGUAGAGAACUGCAUACUGCCGGCUUGUCCGUGUUUAACUUUCAUUCAUAAUUUGAGACUGAAAAUUGUUCUAAAACUUUUUUUAUAAUCACUAAAGCAAAUCGUUUAUUACAAUGAGCAAAGCACAUCCUCCAGAAUUGAAAAAGUACAUGGACAAGAAGCUGUCACUGAAAUUGAACGGUGGCCGACAUGUUACUGGUAUCUUGAGAGGAUUCGACCCCUUCAUGAACAUGGUAAUUGAUGAGAGUGUAGAAUUUUGCAAGGAUGGCACACAAAAUAAUAUUGGAAUGGUGGUUAUCAGAGGAAAUAGUGUCAUCAUGCUUGAAGCAUUAGAUCGAAUAUGAUAUUUUGAUUAUUUAGUGCAUAAGUUAUUAGUAAGGUAUAUAAUUUUUUUAAUUGCUGGAACUUUGAGUUGGAAAAUUUAAGACAAUAAAAAUCAGUUUUGGUAAGAAUCAAA